Messenger RNA from Sordaria macrospora k-hell, 3345 nucleotides. RefSeq lists its product as uncharacterized. Gene Ontology annotation, molecular function: ubiquitin protein ligase binding. Gene Ontology annotation, cellular component: anaphase-promoting complex. NCBI's taxonomy places the organism in Eukaryota, Fungi, Ascomycota, Sordariomycetes, Sordariales, Sordariaceae. Gene Ontology annotation, biological process: protein K11-linked ubiquitination; ubiquitin-dependent protein catabolic process; metaphase/anaphase transition of mitotic cell cycle. The record is from RefSeq and is a predicted model, not a curated record.
AUGCCAGCCGCAGUCGCCUCUCGUUGGCAAGACCGUCGCAGACGUGUUUUCCAGUCCGUCUUCCAAAGGGAGCUCUCAUCACCCACACCACAGGCAGUACCGCUUCCAUCAGCGAAUCUUAGCUUCAGCCAAGGACUCCAAUAUCACUCUGGCACAGGACCACCUGUGACUUCCGGCUCAUUCUAUGACGAGGAUACCCAGGACAACACCCAGCCCGCUUUCAUCGACCCACCCGACCAAGGUCUUUUGGUUUCGCACACCCCCUCCAACUCAUUCCACAGCACCGUUACCGCCGUCUCACAGCCUUCACAAGUUCUCUUCGCUGCUCCAGAUGCUGGGACCGGUGAUCAGGUUGCAUAUGACAAUGCCUGGCGUCUCGUAACCGCCCGAAUUACUCUCCCGUCCUCCGUCACAUCUCCAACAUCAUCAGGUACCCUGCUAGCAGACGCAGCUUUGCCCUUUGAUGCCGAGUUCUGUGACGCUUUGGCCCAUGUCGUCCACGCCUCGACGCUACUGCCCGGCGCCAUACGGACAGACGACAUAUUCUCCUGGCAUACCCACCAGGUGCGAUGUCACUUUUCGCAGCACGUGAUACCUCUGUUAUCGGGGGGUUUGGAUACGGGGAGCAGUGGAGAUGGUGACCCAGGGAGGGAAGGGAGUGAGCAAGAGCGGACCAAGAGCAGCCACUAUGAGCGUCAUAUGGUCAUAGUCAUGGGCAGUGUUCGCACACUUGAAGCUGCCUUGAGACUUUACUCCCAGGGAUUUGACCUCCUUGUAAAGGGGCUCACCCACGCUCAAAGUGCUUCUGCAUUCGGAACGCCAGCUAUAAAUGUCGAAUCUCUGACGAACCGGUUCCGCAGAGAUAUACACGCCCUCGUAGGAAACUCGAUCUCACAGCAGCUAACGAAGUCUUUGCGGAUUAUUCUAGUCCGCCUCGUAGGGAACGUCUUAGGCAUUCCAUCAGAUGACGACGAUGGUGCGCGUAACCUCGAGUCUCGGCGGCCAUCUCCCCCUACUGAUGACGAUUUCAAAGCAUUGGCAGCGAGACAACGUCUUCAGGAGCUUGUUGAACAGCUGCACAACGUGGGUCUUGCUGGCGAGCGCUUCCAGGUUUUAUUCGCCGAGGUAAUGAACUGGAUGAUGUCGGCUUUUGUGUGCGGUGCAUAUGCUGGGCUAUGGUCAGCGACUGAUAGAGGCGACUUGUCGAGCGUUUUGAACACGGUGUCUAGGGGUACCGGUUCAUCCGUCACUUCGCCUUGUAUCAUCUCCCUCAUGGACUGGGUUGAGAACCAUUUCGCCCGGUUGAGCUUCGAGGUUCUGUCCCGAAUUUCACAUGAUUCGGGGCCACCAGUCACGCUCUCUGACCUCAAAACAUUCCAAUCACUUGCUCUUAGUCGUUUGUCGACGCUUCGCAUCGCCGAGCUCUUCGACAUUGUUCUGGCGUGGCCGGAUUCACGAGGAGCACUCGAUGACUUGCGCGCAACCAUCACUACCUCCGCCAGGAGGCUUCAACUAACAUCACACUUUACCCAGGCUUUGAAAACUCGUCUGCUGCACCCUGGUUGCAGUACACUCGAGAUUCUCCAGACCUACAUUGACAUUAUUCACACCUUUCACGCUCUCGAUCACAGCAAGGUCCUUUUAGGACAUGUUGAACCGUCUCUAAAGCUUUACCUGUGGCAGCGCGACGAUGCAGUACGCAUCGUGGUGACAGGCCUGCUAGCCAGUCCAGAGGAAGUCCGUGCCGCAAGAAAGGUCAGGGAAAUCAGCAAGCACCAGGCGGAACAGAAGAAGGCUGGAAAGAGGCCAGAAGCUGGUGCUCGACGCGGUGCCAGCAAAAGACCAGUGGUGACACCUACCACGACAGGAAGAUCGAGCAGAACCCCGAAUACCACAAGGCAAAGAGAUGACCUACAGGAACCCAGCAUCAAAACUCCCGGCGCAACUCCAAUCAAGAGCAAAGCUUCCGGUACUGGCAAACUCGUAGAACUUGCCCUCCUUCUUAACGAUCCGACCAAAACGCGCCAUACCCUCGUCGAAGAUGAAGAGCUCGACUGGAACGACAUGAACUGGGUGCCAGACCCCGUCGACGCCGGCGCCAACUACAAGCGGCCCAAGAGUGAAGACGUCAUUGGCACACUCAUCUCCGCGCUUGGCAGCGAAGAUGUCUUCAUCAAGGAAUUUAUCACCAUAAUAGCUGAGCGCUUGCUGGGCCUCAGUGACCCAGCUCGCUUCGACCAAGAGCUCCGGGUGCUCGACCUCCUGAAGCGACGAUUCGGCGAGGCGGCGCUCCAGAACUGCGACGUCAUGAUCAAGGACAUCGUAGACUCGCAGCGUCUCGACGUCGCCAUCCACCGAGCCUGGGACGAGCAGCGGACACUGACUGCAGUCACGCCAGCGACGAUGUCAGGCCACUUCCUCCGAUCAGCAGACAAGCGGAAGAAGGCUAUGCUCCAGCGACAACAACAACAACAACAACAACAACAACUGUUAGAGCCGACGCAAUACCACGCCCGCAUCCUCUCGCGCCUCUUCUGGCCCGCUCUCGACCGCGAACACUUCCUCCUCCCCGACCCCAUCGUCGAGGAGCAGAAGCGCUACGAGCAGGGCUACGAGCACGUCAAAUCGAACCGCAAGCUCACCUGGCUCAACCAGCUCGGUACCGUCCGCGUCGAGUUGGAGCUCCGCGACCGCACGGUUACCGUAGAUUGCACCACCCCGCAGGCUACCGUCAUUUACGCCUUCAACGACUCCGAAGACUCCGGAGACGACAACAACACGAGAAUCGAAACCGACAAUAAACCACCCGCCGCCCGCCGCACGGUCGACGAGCUCUACACUACGCUCCAAAUGGACGAAGAUCUUAUAGCUUCUUGCCUCGAGUACUGGGUCUCCAAAAACGUCCUCCGACGUCUCCGUUCCCCAGCAGCAGCCGCCCAAGGGUCCCACACCUACGUGGUAAUCGAAAGCCUCAGCGAUCCUAUAGUCGACGACUUGCCCACCAAAAUAGACGACGACGACCCCUUCAGCAACCCCGACUCCGCCACGGCCACCAUCCCGCAGGAUUCAGGACAAGCUGUCGAAGCCGACACUGAAAAGCCUACUACUACAAUAAACCCCAAAGAACAAGAACGCAACACUAUGUACUGGCAGUACAUCAAGGGCAUGCUGACGAACGCGAGCGCGUCGAUGCCGCUGGCACAGAUGGCCAUGAUGAUGAAGAUGUUGAUCGCGGACGGGUUCCCGUGGACGAACGAGCAGCUGGGGGAGUUUCUGGCGGAGAAGAUUGCCGAGGGGGAGAUGGAGGUUGUUAGUGGGGGGAAGUAUCGGUUGGUCAAGAAGUGA